AAAGAAGGCUCCCUUAACUUCAAGUCUUUAAUCCGGAUUUGAAGCCUGUGGCGACAAAGAAAAUCUAGCCGUCCAUCCCAUCACUAGUGUUCUACUUUUUCCAAGUCGCUCUUGCCAUGUUGGACGUCGAGCCACCAGGGGCGGGCUGACUGCUGAGGGCUGGGAGCCAUCUCGGCUGCAAUAUCUUCUCUCAGUUCCCAGUUCCACACUGUGUCCCUAUUCGCCGUGUGUGUGUGUGWGAGAGAGAGAGGUUGGUUAAAAAAGGAAUAAAACCAGGGACGCACAAAUCCAAUCCUCAUCUUCAUCAGUUUGGAAUCAUAUGCUCCUUUGCCAAAGCUCAAGCUUAACCCUAGAAUUGAGUAGCCAUUCUCGUCCCUCGGAUCGGGUUGUCUGGAAAGAAGCAUGGUCGUCCUGUUAUCAGAACCUAUUUGGCAUCCUCUUAAUAUUCUUGCAAGUUUCCACAUUGGCAAGAGAAUGCAUUGAUCAAGGGAAACCAUACACUUUAUUGAAUGGCGGAAUGUGCAACAGUAUCAUCAUAUGCCAAGUUACGACUGCAAAGAAGGGGCUUUACAGCAAGCAACUUUACACCUGGGAAUGCGCUUCCUAGAAUAAGGCAGAGAAAGAAUUGCUAUCGGAACUGGAAAAUUGUUGUUUGGCUUACAUCAAGGGAAAUCUGUGAAGUUAGUGCUCCCAUUGCAACAAUUUCAAAAGGAAGUUUCCAUCUCCGGAGGAGCUCAUCCAGGUUUUGUUGCUUGGGAACUUUAAUAAGUGAUGAGAAUCUAUCACCCUCAAAUUUGGUGUCUGUAGUGGAUCAGAUGCUUUUAAUGGCCAGCAUAGUCUUAACAUAUAUGGCUGGAGCAUUGCCCUCCGGGAGGGCUUGUUUUGGUUCUAGAAAAAACAUCUUGGACCACAAUGCAGUCCCUGCAGAUACAACCUCUUCUGGUAGUGCCACUAAUAAUGGUCAACAGGUCAACUCUGAGUAUGCUUGGGAUGCAGUGGAAAGGAAACUUAUGGGUGCCCUGAAUUCUGUUGGAAAUGCUAAUAAUUUGGAUAACACAGCUAUUGAAUGUGAAAAUUACAGCACCAAGCGUCCUUUAAGUUUGUAUGGCAUCUCUGAGGGUCCCAGGUUACGGUUGCUUUGGGCUACUUUGAAGCAACUCAAGAAAGAGGUUAGUUAUAUAUCAGGAAAUUAUGAUGUCUCCAGAAGGGAGAAUUGGUUGGAAGUUUCAUCCAAAAUUAUUCAGACGUCCUGUCUGCCAGUAUGUCUGGCAUGGCUAGAAGAGGAGCUCCAACUAGAAAACAAGAGAGCAGAGAAGGCGAUUAUUUCUCUUUUGUCUGAGAAGUUGAAAGGUGAUACAAUUUUGCAGAACAUCAAAAAGUCAGGCAAGGAGGAUCUCUAUGCAGAUUUACUGUUUUUUCUUCGAUUUGGUUUCCUUGGGGAGGGUUUCUGUUACGAAAAUAAAUUGCUUACUGGACAUGGAGUUGACAUAUUGGAAGAUUUGAUGAUUACUUUAGCAGAUGGAGUCAUAGGCAUGUAUUUAGAGCUUAUUUCCGUUGACAGUAACAUGUCUAGUGAAAUUAAUAGCUUGGAUUUGAUUUUAUGUCGUUUGUCAACCCGAGCACUUCAACGAUUACGUAAUGAGGUGGCACUGAACCAGUGGCUGCAUCAAAACAUGGAAUCAGUUGUUUCAAUGUAUGAAGAUCGCUUUGACUUGUAUAUACUUUGUGUCCAACCAACGGUGGAACCAAAGAAGAGCGAGACAAAUAAAUUUUGUUGGUGGAAGAAGCUUAUGCUUUGGAAGUCUGAACCAACAUUAUCGCCACUUUGUUAUGUUGUGAUUGGCCAGUUAUCCAUGCCUGUGAAAAGGACCAUGGAACUAAGGGCUUUGACUGGGUGGAGGUACUAUUUCAGCCUAUUUCUUGAGUUCUCUGAUAUUGCGAUGCCCUUGGUUAGAGCCGUUAUUGCGAAGAUUAGCAAUGCAAUCUCCUUCUUUCUCGUAUGCUUGAUUGGAAGGUCCUUAGGACUUAUUUACACUGGAAUAAGACAAUCACUUGGGUGGAGAUGAGAUAUAAUGUCCUGGUUCAUUGGAUUUUCUUAUAUAUUUUCAUUCUAUCUUUUUUUUUGGGUACUUCCUUUUUUGCAUUGAUCAAUUUAAAGAACAUGGCAUGUAAUGUUGUCAUGACGAGUUUUCAUCUAAAAUUUGAUUUUUCAUUGUA
Messenger RNA from Nelumbo nucifera (sacred lotus), 2217 nucleotides. RefSeq names its product phosphoglycolate phosphatase. Lineage: Eukaryota; Viridiplantae; Streptophyta; Magnoliopsida; Proteales; Nelumbonaceae. The record is from RefSeq and is a predicted model, not a curated record.